This is a messenger RNA of Coregonus sp. 'balchen', 6288 nucleotides long. The record is from the annotation of a GenBank genome assembly. Lineage: Eukaryota; Metazoa; Chordata; Actinopteri; Salmoniformes; Salmonidae.
GGGAAGGAGGAAUUAACGGUUGGAAAAAUUCAGGAUACCGCUGCUAUGGCCGAGUCUCAGUUGAUGUGCAUGGACGAAGAUCACGUCAACGAAAAGAUACCCGAAUCCAAAGCAGAAUUCUACUACAGCGAGGAGCAGCGAGCCGCGCUCGAGCAACUAUUGAAGAACGGUGAUGGCGCGUUCAAGAUGCGACUGAAAGAGGACAACGUCAGAGACUUUCUAUCCGCCCGCGAGAUUAAAUGGAUUCGAAAAACUUUUGAUGAAUAUGAUUCAGAUAGUGAGUCCGAGAAGGGCGAAUACGAAAAGGCUCAGGAGUCCAAUGCGGACUCGGGGGUCCACUCCACAUACUGGCCUCAGAUGUCAGACACGGAUGUCCCGCCGCUUGACAUCGGCUGGCCAGGCAGCACUGGUUUCUAUAAAGGUGUCACUCGAGUGUCCGUUCACACGCACCCACCCAAAGACAAGGGGCCCCAUAUAAAAGAGGUUGUCAGGAGACUCAUUCAAGAAUCUAACAAGGUAAUUCCAGCUCUAAUAGAAAUGAAUAACGGCAUAUUACACGUGAAUAACAUAUGUUUACAUAAUUUCCUCUCUGCCCUAAAUGAUUGAGGGAUGCCCUCACAUUGUUCUCCCUCUCAUAAUUUCUAGCUCAGAACAAAUUAUUUUGAAUCCUGAGUCAGCAUGACCUGAGUCAUGCAUUUGUGUUUUUCAUCUUGACAAAGAUUAUGAAAUGGCUUCUGUUAAUUUAAUGUAAACUUCUCAACACUACAGAGAAUAGUUAGUGUCAAUUCUAGUAGCCUAUUUAUCAGGCCUGAAUUUGUCAGUGUAGUUACUACAGUAGCUACAUAGGCCUUGUGACAACAAACUCCUGUUUUUGACAUGAGGUUUUAUUACCUGCUUGGCUACUUCUCACACAAUUCAAGGGGAACGUGUCUAAUUGUUCUUCAUUGAUCUACAGUGCCUUCAGAAAGUAUUCACACCCCUUGACUUUUUCCUCAUUUUGUUUUGUUACAGCCUGAAUUGACUACCUCAUCUCUAUACUCCACACAUACACUUAUCUGUCGAGCAGUGAAUUUCAAACACAGAUUCAACCACAAAGAUCAGGGAAGUUUUCCAAUGCCUCGCAAAGAAGGGCACAUAUUGGUAAAUGGAUAAAAACAAAAACAAACAAAAAACAGACAUUGAAUAUCCCUUUGAGCAUGGUGAAAUUAUUAAUGACACCUUGGAUGGUGUAUCAAUCCACCCACUCACUACAAAGAUACAGGCGACCUUCCUAACUCAGUUGCCGGAGAGGAAGGAAACCUCUCAAGGAUUUUACCAUGAGGCCAAUGGUGACAUUAAAAUUGUUACAGAGUUUAAUAGGAGAAAACUGAGGAUGGAUCAACAACAUUGUAGUACUCCACAAUACUAACCUAAAUGACAGAGUGAAAAUAAUAAAAAUAUUCAAAAAAAUGCAUCCGGUUUGCAAUAAGGCACUAAGGGAAACUUUCUGAAGACACUGUACUUGGCCAGGCUUUGUGCUACUGUACAGUUUUGCAGUCAUUUGAAAUCAACAAGAGAUGUGUGUCCUUAAGGCUUAGGGCCUGGCCAAAUGUAAUUAUUGCGCUCAUUCAUUGCUCAUCUGAGAAGUCUUACUUGAGGAGUCUUAUUGUAAAAUGAACCAAGGAGAUUAGCAACAAUGUACAACAAAUCGUCUUCUUUUUUGAUUGGAUUAUGAAAUGAAGCGAUUACAUAAUUGACCAUUGUUGAUUAUUGACUAUCGAUUUAUGUUAUGUUGUUAUUAUCAUAGAUAUAGAACACUGAUAUGGGCAUCUCAAUCAUCAUCAUUUUCCCCCUUCAUCACGUCAUCACAUUCUACAAUGAAUUAUCAACAGUUAACAGAAGUUGUGAAAUGAAUGUUCAUAGUAGAGCUCUAACUGAAUGGAACAACACAUGCAGUAGAUAGGCAUGUUGUAACAGGCUAAGCCACAUGUGGAGGAGCUGGAAAGACCAAACAUUUCACAGUUCUAAAUGUCAGCCAGUUUCACACCAGAACCUGUAAGAAGUCAUUCAAAAGCGUUUCCCCAGUCAUACUGCCUGGGGCUAAAUGUCAGGAGGAAGAACGCUCCUAACUCUGGGGUUAAGCAUGGCACAGGAGGACAUGGCUAUAGGGCAAGGAGAUAAGCAUGCAAACCUGAGCUAAAACACUGUGGGUGUAAGUAGCCCAAAUCCAGAUAAGAGACUUGAGUGUUUGACCAGGUUACAGUUAACUUCUCUGGAAUACUAGAAUAAUACAUACUCACUUAACGUUCACAUUUUAUCUCCAAUUCAUAAAAAUCAGGUUUCUGGCUCUUAAAGGAUUUUUUUUACAUUAGUUCACUGUUGACACGGUCCCAAAAUCUUUUGCAUGCCAGCAGUAACGUUUUCAAAAUAUUGGACUUUCAUGAAGCAAAGUGUCACUUGCCACAUCAUCAUGAUGAUGCAAAACAUUUUGUGACUGUAUCAACAGUGGACUAAUUAAAAAAUACCAAAAUAUAGUUUUUGAGUGGAUUUUUUCACCGCAAACAAUCCAAAUGAGGGGUCAUAGGUUAAUGAUUUACUGACAGGGAAGACAAAGCCGUGACCAGCUGUUCUGUGUGCAUAUGACUAGGUAUGUCAAUGAACUAAACAAGCUGAAAUCAUGACAGGCCAUCAUUGUAAAUGAGAAUAUGUUCUUAAUUGACCUGCCUGGUAAAAUAAAGGUAAAAUAAAUAGAAAAUAAAUGACGAACCAGGAAAUGACUCUAGCUUAACUAUAACAAGGCCUUCACUGUCCAAUACUUUAUCACCACUCCUUUACCACUGUCAGCAUAAGGCAGAGAGCGUUAGACUGCCCUAUCCUAGUGUGGUAGAGGACUUGGUCAUAGUAAUGCACCAGUGCUCACAUUUCUUCACAUGCAAAGUCUGUUUUCCAGAAGACAACCAGUUCUGUUUUUGCCUAAACUAAUGCCAUUCAAGGAUUCCAGGAUUUAAAUUCCAAUAACUGUGUGUGUCUGUGUGUGUCUGUGUGUGGUUGUGUGUCUUUGUGUGUGUGUCUGUGUGUGGUUGUGUGUGUGUGUCUGUGUGUGUGUGUGUGUGUGUGUGUGUGUGUGUGUCUGUGUGUGGUUGUGUGUCUGUGUCUGUGUGUGUUGUGUAUGUUUGUGUGUGCGCACGCGUGUGUGUGGUGUCGGGGUUAUUUAUUGAAUUUACACUUCUGCCUUUCCUCUGUCCUCUCUAACUUGAUCUUUGGAAAUGUCAACUAGUCUCUAAUGUCUUGUAUUAUUACUCAGAUGUAUCAGUCACCUUCUCAAGCCUCUCAAAUAUGUUAACACACUUCUGUUUGUCUUGAAGUGGAACAUUACUCAGAAUAAAUUAAAUCUUGACAUUUCAUCUCAACUCAUUUUUCCAGUUAAUUAGGGAGAUUCUAAUCUUACUUGAGCAAUUGAAACACAAAUCUCCUGCUUUAAGUCCUUCAAAUCCCCCGUCUUCAUGAUGAGGCAUGUGACAACACAAGAGCUGGGGCUAGAGAAGAAUAAAUGAAAUAUGUGCCAUCAGGCACAGAAGUCAGUGUCUUUCUGUGACUGCAUUUAUCGGCAGUAAUUCAAAACUAGAAAGAAUGGGAAGGGUAAAGGGGACAUUUGCAGAAACAUUGAGUUAAAUAGAUCCUGUUCAUGUGCUUUCACCUUCUGAAGAUGUUUCAGAGAUAUCAUCCCCCUCUCUUCUUCCUCUAAUGUUCCUAUGUGUGAUCCUCAGGUAGUAGCCGUGGUCAUGGACCUCCUUACAGACCUGCAGAUCCUUCAGGACCUAUUGGACGCAGCACAGAGACGAGGGGUGGCGGUGUACAUCAUACUGGAGGCUCGUGGUAUGCCCCAUUUCCUGGAUAUGUGCACUCGUUUACAGAUCACUGCUCUGCAUCUACGGGUAAGACAGGGAUGCUUUGGCAGGCAGUAGGCAACAAACAAACAGGAACAAGUAAUAGUUAGCUAUGGUAUUACCAUGUCAUUACCAGGUAAAUAGCAGAGUAUCAUGUAAAAUGAAAGUGUAGGCACAACUUCCUGGCAGUAAAAAGCAGAAUAUUCCUCUGGCCUAUUCUUUAUUAUCAUCCAUAUUGACACACUGUCUAUACUGGUGUAGGAUCUUAAUUUGAGCCAGUUUGCUACAGCAGGAAAAUAAUCCUGCAGUAACAGGAAAUGGGAAUUAUUAUGUGGAUUAUAAUUCAUGGACAUUUUUGUAGGGGUUGAUACAUUUUUCAUAAGGGAAAAUCAAGUCUGACAUUUCAAAGUGAAAAUUACAAGCUUCAGAAGCCUCUUUAAACCUCAAAUACACUACAAGUUAAAAAUGUCCUGCAAUGCAGGAAAGUUAUCCUGCAACAGGGUGAUCAAAUUAAGAUCCUAUGUUUAUCUAUGUAGGCUAAAGCUUGUGCAGUAGAUCUAGCCUAUUUUAUAUGGAAUACUGGAAAACCUAGUGUGUGUGUGUGGUGUCAGUUGAUAAGCCUCUGAAAGGCCCUUCCAGUGUUGAGGCUCUGUUAUUGUUGUUUCAUAGAAGCUGCUGUUCAGUGAGCCGUAAACAAUCCAGUCCUGUGGAACUUGAUCCUUGACCAAACAAGUGUUAACAGCAUAGGGUAGCAUCCUUCUGACAUGUCUGUUUAUGUGUUUAUGUCUCGGCCUGUCUUUUUCACUCUCAAACUCACUCCCAUUCCUUGCUCAGUAAAUAGACUGUAUACUCAAGGGGUUUAACUCAACCCUUGCAUCACCAGUUUUGGAUUUGCUUCCCUUGAAAGUUGACUUUGGUCGUGGGUGGUAACAGCACAAGUGUUUGAUAUGAUACUGUUCAGUACUUGGAAGUCUGAUAGUCACUGACUCAUGGUUCAUACUGUAAUAAGGUCACCUGUCUAACUCUGUAUCUGUGUGACUCUUUCAGAACCUGCGUGUGCGGACGGUGAAAGGUUCUGGGCUGGCCCUGUCCUUUGGCAGGCUGCCUGGCUCUCUGUGCUCCAAAUACAUGCUGGUGGAUGGAGAAAAGGUUAUGUUUGGCUCUUACAGGUCAGUCAUUUUCUCAGUCAUACACUUCCACUCACAUUCACUCAGCCAGAGCAAACAUGAUUUGACCUACUCUUUGAGCUUUGAGUCUGAGUCUCAUUCUCUUGUUCUGUCAUCUCCAGCUUCACAUGGAGCUCCUCUCGGAUGGACAGGAACACCAUCACAGUAAUGUCUGGGCAGGUGGUGGACUUCUUCGACAAUGACUUCAGGGAAAUGUAUGCUGUAUCUGAGAACGUGGACCUUUACAAGGAGUUCCACAUUAGCAAGCCUCCCAUGCCUGCGCCGGUACGGAAGGUGGUGGAGGUCCCCAAGCCCCUGUUGGUGUCCACCUCCCGUUUCCAGGUGUCUCUAGGGGACUCUCGGGGGCAGGCUGACCAGAGGGUGCCUGCGCAUAAAUACCACAACCCUAAGUAUUCUCUGGUGGUGGGGAACAGUCUGGGGCUCACUGGGUCCUUACAGGACCUCUCCACACGCAGAGACUCUCUGGGCAGUGGCCUCGAACAGAACGGCCUGUCGACGCUACUCCACGCCAAAGGGGGCAGUAGUGUUGAACUGAACAAGGUCACUGCGAAGUCCCCCAGUUUUCCUGUGGAGGAGGAGGAGGGGAAGGGAGGCUUGAAGAAGCUCCAGGCCUUUGGUGGAAAGAAACAACGUAGUUCUUUCAGGCUCUUCCUGAAAGGCAGAGGAUCCAAUCACAACAGUGAGACUAUAGAGGAGGAUGUGGCCACUCCUCCAAACCCCUCCUCCACCCGCCCAAACCCCUCCCCUACCCACUCAACCCCCUCCCCUCCCCGCCCAAACCCCUCCCCUACCCACUUAACCUCCUACCCUACCUGCCCAAACCCCUCCCCUACCCACUUAACCCCCAACCCUACCCGCCCAAACCCCUCCCCUACCCACUCAACCCCCUCCCAUACCCGCCUAAACCCCUCCUCUACCCGCAAAGUCUCAGAGACAAAUAGCACUGCCACUGAGGACUCAUUUGAGAUUGUAGAGAAACCGUCCUUGUUGAAAUUUAAGAACAAAAAGCCUUCAAAACUGCCUCAAAGAAGUAUGUCUCUAAUGACCCUCAACAAAGGAGAGGACGAUGGUAUGUUGUUAUAUUCUACCAUUUGUGGUUUUCAUUUGUCUUUGAAUAUUAACUGCAAUAGUCCCUCACAUGGAGUUGUUGUUUGAUGGCUCAUCCCUUCUUUUCUCCAUUCCCUCUAGGAAAGGGACACAAGAAGCCUUCGAAGAAGAACUGCAUUCAGUCCUGA